AUUGUGAAUUUGACUUGCGUAGUUCCUUCAACAAUGUAUCUAAUUUCCGGCAAACAGUUAAUUUUUCGUUCUUGAGUGUCUGCAAAGAAUAAUAUUUUGAAUUAUUUUCAGUAAUUAUAAGUAAAAUUAUCUAUUUAAUUAUUUCAUUUAUGAAAAUAAAAGUGCUCAGUUUCAUAUCUAUUGGUUGAUGUUCAAAAAGAUUAUUGUUUCAAAAUGGCCAACAAGGUUUACCGGCAGUUUCCAAACAUGAAGGGCGUCCGGGAAUGAGUUUAUUUAUUUACAACUAGGACAAUAGAAUUCGCAAGUGUUAACGUUAAUUGUGUUUUUUAAUUAAUAUAUUAUUUAGCACCCCGCCCGAUAGGAGUGUCAAUCGUAUUUCGAUACUUGAAUUAUAAAAAGAAAAAAAAACUUGAUUGAUAGUAGUUAUAAUGGCGGUCGUUUCAUAAUGUAUUGAACUGAAAAUAUUCCAGUGAAUUUUUUUUAGUUUUCUACAAAGUUAUUGAAUUAGGAACGAUUUUAAGUUAUAAAAAUGGGUGUCGACGAUCUUCAAACGUUUUUAGAAAGUCCUUCUCUUGAAGGAGGAGCUGUCUCUGUUGAUCUUUUAAAAAUUGCUAGAAAUGUAACACAAAGACAACAACCACAUAAUACGAAUAGGAAAAUUCGACCGAUUGGUAAUAAAUUAAAACUAAUCGUGGAUGCAGAAAAUUGUUUAGACAGACUUUAUGGAGGAUAUUUUUCAGAUUGGGCUUGCGGUGGCCAAUGGAAUCGUAUGGUUCAAUUUUUGUCUCUGUUGACUCAAGCUAUCGAACGUGGUAAUAUUGAACUGGCUGUGGUAUUUAAUGGUACAAUCGAACAAUGUAGGAUUAAUGAAUGGAUUGCGGAACAAGCUAACGUACGGCAAAAAGUCGGAAUGGUAUUGAAGCAUAUCAAUACCAAAGCAACCCCACCUCCAAAAGUAUGGUGGACACCGCCGACUUGCCUUAGAUCUGCUCUUAGAAUGGCACUAAGACAUUUGGGAGUUACCGUGAUGUGUACUAUGGAUGACCAUCAUCAAGAAGUUAUAGCCUAUUGUAGAGAGUACGGAUUUCAUGGUUUGUUGGCAGAUGAUGCUGAAUAUGCUGCAUUCGAUCCUCCUAGAUAUUUUUCAUCUGAAAAUCUCAAGCUGACAUACAAAGGUUCUAUUGAAACUAAGGAAUAUAUGAUAAGCGAACUGACGAAAACUUUGAAAAUUACACAAGAACAAGUUUGUAUCAUGGCAUCUUUGCUUGGUAACUUUUUAUUGCCGGAAACUGACCUACAAGAUUUGUACAAGAAAUUGAACUUAACUAAAGUUACUGCUGAAAAUGGUCCAGAAAAUAAUAUCAAGAAAUUAGCUGAAUUUGUUAGUAACCUACCAUCGCCGUCUAAUAUGGACGCUCUAGUUGUAGCUGUACUGGGUUCGUUGGAGGAUAAGCGCGCCUCAAAAUUUAGACAAUCUGUACAAUAUUAUUUAAACGGUACUGCCAGCGGGUUUUUGAAAUACUGCACACCUCCGGUUAAAACAAAACCCAAAAAGAACACUCAAUCGCAACAAAAUGAUACUGCACAUUCUAAAUCUGAAGAUAAUGAUUUGGAUACGUCUGGAUUCGCUUCUGAAACCACCGAACAAGAACGUGAGACUUUACAAAAUUACAAGCAAGCGACGGCGCAUUCAGUAAUUGGAGAAUUCAACGGAUUGGAUAGAGACAUGAAAGGAUCUCCAAAUGAUAAAUAUCUGGACGAUUCUUCUGAUUCUUCGAGAUUCAACGGCGUUUCUAAUGGUUCUGUUUCUUCAUCUUCUUCAGGGAAGAAUGACGCUGGUAUGUCUUCUAGCAACCAGGCUGCCAAUUCCUCCAAUAAUACUACUACUUCGAAAAGAAUCUCGAAAGCAAAAACAUCAGUUGUAGGUAAUGUAAUUACACCACCAGUAUCCCCGGACGUUUUGCGCACAGCAUCCCUUCGUCAUCAAAAAGGUUUAAUGGCUCCGUUGAUAUUGCACGUAUUGAGCACGCAAGAAAUCAGACUACCCUGUUUAAUGGAAGACGAGAGCAACAGAGAUUUCCCGCCCAUUCACGACAUUUACCAACUGUUGAGACAAAGAAUUUACGCGGUUCUAUUCAAUUUACAUCACCUGAGAUACGUACACACCAAGAAAAAAGAAUCCGGGGAUUUGCCGGAGAACGCCCCGCAACCGGAAAUCGUAGUGAAAGAAUGGAUUUAUAGUCGUUCGAAUCCGUACCAACGUCCGGAAGAAGUGAAAGCCGAACCUCUACCUUGGGCAGUACCGACACUUCAACGCCUAUGGUUCGGUCCCUCAGUCGACGACAAAAGACGUAGGAUGCGCGCUCUGUUAUCCUGUUUGAAUUCUGAUACGCCUCUGAUCCUAAAUACGGCUUACGUACCGCAACACAUGUUGAUCAUGGCUUGCGUCUUAAGAUAUAUCAUGUCUCAAGAGAAACCGAUUAUGCGUCGAAACGAAUUGGACGCUUUCAUAUGUCACGCCUUCAAUCCGAACCUCAUGAAUCCGCAAUAUUUGCAAGAAUUGACGUUGAAUGUUGUGACGAGUCGUGGCGUUCAAUUGGCAGCUCUGUUUAUGAAAGGGGUAGAUAUGGCUUUGAUAGCCAACGACGCGUGCGGUGCGCCUCUUCCGUGGCUGAUGUGUUGUCCUUGGUUAUAUUUCGAUGGAAAAUUGUUCCACUAUACUUUAACUAGAUCGGCGCAUGCCAAAAACAUCCUCGAAGUUUGCGAGAACUACAUUGAACGAGUAGUUAAAGUAGAAAGAAUGAGAAAAGCCAUAUUGGAAGGUCUCGAUGUUAAAUUUGCGAAAGUACCCCUGCCGCCGUUCGCAGGACCAACUAUGCUCCGUACGCUGCCCCCUCCGCACGUUUUACCGAAUUUAAAUCUACAAUCGUCUCGAGGAGGAAGCGGAGGAGUUCCGUCCUUACGUCAAAGACCAAUACCGUCUAGGGGUGGUCAACUUCAAGUAGCCGGCGUCGUGGUCGGCUCGUGGGGCGCCAAUUACGGUUAUCAAGGUGGUGCAAGACAAAUGGUACCGGGAGGUUAUACGGCUAGAGGUGGAAGAGGAAGAAAUACAAGUGUCGGUAACCAAAUGUCAGGUGGAGGAGGAUACCAGAACAGUUACGGAGGAAGAGGUAGAGGACAAAAUCGGAAACCUGGGAUGCCCACUUUUCCCGUCAAUGCUAGAAAGAAUCAGGUGAAUAAAAAGCGGAAUACCAACAAAUCUAACAAGGGGCAAAAGCAACAGGGUGUAGCUUUGACGGUUAAAACUGAUAGCGGAGACGUACCGGUAAGUGAUGUGGUAAUAGCAGAAGACGGCACCACCGGAUCGGGAGGGAAAAAAGAAGACUGCGCCGAGAGCGUCGAACAUAAAGGACAAGGAGACGCUCCGUGUAAAGUCGAACCCACCGAUUAAAUUUUCCAAUCCUCCCCAUUUUUUUAUUUUUUUUCGUUUGUUAUUUUUUUUUCAAAUCGCGAGUGAACAGAACGCUAACGAGUGCAUCUUUAAUUUUUUUUUAUUAUUAUUUUUCUUUUAUUAUUUAAGUAGGUUUAAACACAGACGCUUUGAAAUAAAUGGUAAAUCGAUUUAUGAAGUGAAAGACAUUUUUUUUAAUUCGAUUGUAAUCGUUUUAAAUUGAAUGUAAACAAAAAAGUAACUCAUCAAUAACGUAAAAAAUUCGUCGAUUAGUAGCAAGAACGUCGUAUCUCCGAUUCGGAGUUGCGACUUUGUUGCUCGUAUUAACGAUACCGAUAUACGGAAAUAGGCUUUACAUGAAAACAAAUAGUCAAGUCGUUUGUGUUAAAUGACCGGACAAAAGUAAAUUAUUUGAUUUACUUUUUUGUUAUAUAAAGUGCUAACAGACAUUUUUUACUACAGGGUUAGAGUAAAAAGUAUUUUAGAAGGUGUCACUGCUGCUCGAGUCCCGUGUUCAAAAAGUAAGGACUGAUUUAUUCGAGAGCUUUGUAUAUUUUUCUAUGUUUGUUACGACUGUUAUAUAAUUAUAUAUUGACUGAAGAGGGCGCUGUGAGCGUCGCUGUGAUCAUAUUUAUGGUAUUUAUAAUACGUUUUAGAAAGAUCUGUCGAUAAAGGCGCUAUUGAGAUUUAGCGACGUGAAUGAUGGUGUUUUUUUUUUCUAAAAGGAUGGUUCGCUAUAUAUAAUAUAUACACACAACAGGCAUUUAUAAAAAUUUUCUUUUGAUAAGAAACGAUGACAUAUAUACCGAGAGAGUUGAAAUAUACAGAUUUCAACUUUAAAACCCCCCUUACCCCCCCAAAAAAAAACUAUUUAUCCGCGACGGUACCGCGUCCCGGUUAAAGGAAUUGCCCAAAUUUGUGCGAUUGCGCAAAACAGUAAAUGAUUUUACAUAAUCUACUCGAUGAUAUACGUCGAGGUGUAUAAUUGCCGCGCUCUUGUUGCUCAUGGAGAGACGAAUACAGCAUUCGAAAUGGAACUAAUUUUUUUUCGUACGAAAAAAAAAAUGUAAUCUCUUUGUAACCACUUGAAUGGAAAUAAUACGAGGAAUCGACGAUGAUCCUCAUUUUCAUCGAACGAAAUAUAAAUUGCUUAUCCAAAAGUAAAACAAAUAUUUUUCUUAAUGGAAAAGGGGGAGGUGAAAUCGUACUGCGUCUGGCGAUCCGCUAGGAAAUUAACCGCGUUUCUGAUAAAACCAUAGAUCUACGUAUUUUGUUUAGAAAAAUUCGAUGGCGAUUGGGAACAAUUAUACAAAAAAUGUCGAAACCAUAGAUCUACAUUAUAUAUUUUAUUGUAAAAAAAAUUCAUAGAUUUUCACGAGAUGUCCGAUGGAAAAUUAAAAAUUUCGAACGGAUUCUUCGGUGUUUGUACAAAGAUUAAUUGAAAACUAUAAAAUCCGCACGAUUUUCAAUGUCUUAAUGAAACCGUAGUGGUACAAAUAGUAAUUAGAAACUGUAAAUUACGAGGUGCAAGUAAAAUGAGCAUUGUUCUCAAUGUUUUGAUCAAUCCUUAAAUUUGAGUGAAGAUUAUCUGUUGGAACUACAAGAAGAUGACGUCAAAUAGUAUGAAACCAUAGAUCUAAACCAUAUACUUUUAUUUCUAACGUGUCAACAUUAGAACGAACCGUAGAUCUAUACACCUGCAAGUAUCCCAACUGGUAUAUUACCAUAGAUCUAAAUUUCGUUUCAACCAAACGCGAUCUAAGGACAUUUUAUAAUCAGCAUGCGCAUUUUAGAGCGAACCAUAGAUCUAAAUAAAUAUGAGAGAGUAGUACUACAAUCUAAACAAAUUGACAUAUUUUUAUAGUCCCUUCUCAAUAACGUGUUAUUGUAAACGUUAGAAUGAACCACAGAUCCAUAUAUUUUUUUAUAACACGAAUAUAUAAUAAUUCAAAUUCUAACGAAAUGUACCCAAAUAUUUGGAAAGUUUUGACGGUUUGUUCCUCUGUCAAACCAUAGAUCUACAAGUGUAAUAAUCUAUUGGUAACAUUUCGGAAUAUGAUCAUUUUAUGGUUGCGUUAGGAGAACCGUGGUUAGGUUUUGAAGAUUUUUUUCCAAUAGUUUGUGAUGGAAAACCAUAGAUCUACACCGGGGAACUAUAACAUUUCAAUAUUUGGCGGAUCGCCGGUUCGAUUGUCACCUCUUUCGAUAGUAGCUGUUUAAUACCGUACCCCUACACUUUGUAGUUCAUAAAUUACAAUCAUUUAGCUCACAAUAUAGUGUAAUUAGAAAAAUUCAUCCGUAACCGGAUGUGAACCAUAUAUAAUCUUUAUGUUGUAAAAUUGGUGCUUUGAUUUUUUUUGUUUUCGGUGUUCAUAUGUACAACGAAAUUUAAGUCAGAUUUCGAAAUUGAAAAAAAAAUGUUGAUACACCUUUUGUUUAUAUAUAGUCAAAAGGGGGUGUGAUAUCGAUCAUUCAAGAACAUAUUUUUUUUUUUUAAAUCGUUAUCUCAUCUUAAAUUUCGAAAACAUUCAACAUAUAAAUAAUUUUCACUUUUUUCUGAUCUUUUUUGUUCUGUAUAAGUUGCUUUUUUUAGUUUAUCGUUAACUACGAGGGUUUACCAAAUAUUUGUAUUGUAACAUUUUUUUCUUAUAUCAAACGGUAACCUUCGCUUCAUUUUUUUUUAAAAACAAACUUUUUAUAACUUAUAAAUAGUAUAAUCAAUGCUUAUUACAUACAUAUUUAGAAAUAUUUCGGAAAUGUAGCAGUAAAAAAAAUUUUUUUUCUAAUAAUAUUCUGGUUAAAACUCCUAACUUCUUCCGAGUUUUUUUUCACUAGUUUUAAAACUAUAAAAAAAACGAUUAUUUAUUGCCUUCUAUCGAUUUAUUCCAAUUUAAUUGUGCAUUAAAUUUUCAAAAACCCCUCGUAUACUAAAACUACCAAAUCUUAUUUUAAAUACUUUUUUUAUCGAUCCUAUAAAAUUUUCUAGGAAUAUUCACUAAAAAUUGAUAUAAAAUUAUUUAUUUAAAAAAAUUAUUUUACUACGGGGGGUAUAAGAAAAAUUGUAAUUAUUUAAAAUUAUAUAAACUUGGAAGUUGUUAAACGAUUUUAACUCUUAAUUUUUUUCUGUAUUCAAGUUAUGUACUUUUCGAUAUAUAUGUGUAUAAUGGCUCUAUGGGUCAAAGGGCAAACGUAACUAAAUAUUUAAAAGGUUAGAAAUAGUUAUGGUGAUUUUGGAAAACUUGGGACAAUAUCGCUCCUAUAUAUAUAAAUAUAUAAUUUUUAAUUUUUUUUUGUUCUUGAAGCUCUAUGUGCGUUUCAAGAUAUAAAUUAUGAAAAAAAUGACUUUGCUAAUCAAAAUGCUGUUGUCUUGAUGUUUAUUCUGAAAUCACAUGAUCCAGUGUCACUUUUUUUCUUAAUAAUUAUUCAAAUAUAAAAAACAAAACUACCGUUCAACUGUACGACAGUUUUUAUAGUCUAAUGGGCAAAAAGGAAUUAAAACAUGAAAUUUUGUAUGGAUUGCCAGACGGAUGUGGUUAAGACAGUUGAAAGAGUUUGUUUGAUAUAUAGUAUACAAUUGAACCAUU
Diorhabda carinulata is the source of this 7035-nucleotide messenger RNA. Its product is annotated as constitutive coactivator of PPAR-gamma-like protein 1 homolog. The transcript is spliced from 13 exons. The coding region runs from base 530 to 3451 and encodes 973 amino acids. Lineage: Eukaryota; Metazoa; Arthropoda; Insecta; Coleoptera; Chrysomelidae. The record is from RefSeq and is a predicted model, not a curated record. Gene Ontology annotation, cellular component: nucleus.